Penaeus indicus is the source of this 904-nucleotide messenger RNA. RefSeq lists its product as uncharacterized. The coding region runs from base 73 to 519 and encodes 148 amino acids. The transcript has 6 exons. Lineage: Eukaryota; Metazoa; Arthropoda; Malacostraca; Decapoda; Penaeidae. The record is from RefSeq and is a predicted model, not a curated record.
CAGUGCCAGUGGUGCCUCCGCUAGUCUUGAAGGUAGACAUACGGUCCUCAAGCUGGUUGAUCAGAAGGAAAGAUGAAGGUGCUCGCUGCAACGUUCUUGCUUGCAAUGUUAGCAGGACCAGUUUACUCAGGCGAUUGGGAUAGUUUUUUUGCAAACAGACCUCUGUCAAACUACUUCCGUAACCUCCAAAAUAGUAUCGAGAACAAUGAGAACAGCCACUUCCUGUACCAAAGCGUUAACCAAGGACCCCACAGCAGCUUUGGGAGGGGCUCUGCGCAAACGCAAGACGUCCUCCAACAAGGUCAUGGUGACGUCACAGUUCAGAACGUGAUCCAAGGCCCUUCAUUCCACUACGGCGAUAAGAAACCCACGAAGCCCCUGCAGACGCAAGCGGUGCACCAGCAAGGGAAAGGUCUGGUCGUGGUGCAGAACGUGAUUCAGGGGCCGAGCGUCCACGUGCCCAAGUUUGAACUGCCUGACUUCAAGAAGAAUCACAACUGGUUAUCUUGGACCAAAUGAGCGGAUGGUCGUGCUGGCGGAUGGACGGAUAGACGGAUAGACGGAUAGACGGAUGGACGGAUGGGCGGAUGGACGGAUGGGCGGAUGGCGUUGAGAGACAAAGUGGAAAGCUGUUUUUUCUUUUUUUUUAGGGAAUUGAUUGAAAAUUUCAGGUUAUUGUUUAUCGCAUGUAUCAUUUUUUUCUUGAAUUUCUGUUGUUAUUUUUUUUAAUGAGUAAAGAAAAAAUAAAUGGCACAGAUAAUAAUAGCGGUAUUAUGAUCAUGACAAAAUCAUUACUAUCAAUUACAACAAAAAUAACAACGACAAUGAUAGCAAUAACAUUCUUGAAUAUUGCAAUCAUAACGAUGGAAAUAGAGAUAUGAAAUAAUAAAGACGAUAAAAAAUC